This is a messenger RNA of Fusarium sp. VM40, 885 nucleotides long. The record is from the annotation of a GenBank genome assembly. NCBI's taxonomy places the organism in Eukaryota, Fungi, Ascomycota, Sordariomycetes, Hypocreales, Nectriaceae.
AUGGCUGAAUAUAUCAAGGAAAUGGUCGGAAACUGCCAAUAUUGCCCUACACGAUAUCCUGGAGGAAGGAAAAACCCUGACAACGUCUACUACUCCCGCAAAUGGGGCUAUACGGUCUACCGGACAUACUACAAUAAGGAGUCUGAUGAAGCUUGGGAAAUGCUCUUAUACUCUCUGGAACAUCAGACCAAAUUGGCAUUGAGCGGCUUUAGAGAAGAGGGUGUCGAUGAAGAUAACGUGCAUAUUGACCCCGAAAAUAUUCAACGACUGAAGAAUUUCCUUAUGAUUGAAGGUCGUGAAGACCUUUCGCAAUUUAAAGACCUCGAUGCUCAAGAUACCGGGUCAAAGACGCCGGUCUAUCGAUUCGUACUACUCGCUGACGAGGCAACUUUCAAGGAUAUAGCAAACGGCGAAUUCGUUGUCAAAGCUAUCUCAUUGCAGCUGCCGGCGGGGAACAGUUGGCCAGGAGCCUGGAUGCGAAUCCCGAUAGGUUAUCUAUUGGACCUAUGGUUUUUGCUUUAUGAUUGGUCAAGCAGUAUAGAAAAGGCACUGGGGUUCAGUGGUUCUGAGGAAGAACUUCACUCUUGGAUCUGGCCGGGUGAUGAUGAUCGCCGUAGCACUGCGAGGUAUUCUGAGAUUCGAGGCUUCCCACAUUACAAUAACCAGACGCACUUUGAGGAUUCGUGGCGCAGACGACGCGCUGGACCUACCGAGCCGGAUCAAGAGGGAAAUUUUAGGAGAGUCAAAUUGCGGAGAUCUCCAGAUUCGUCACCGUCAGCCCAUGCCUCCUCGGACGACGAGGAUAGGCCUCUACGUCUCGGACUAGUAUUAGAGGCCCGACGAAGGAAGGAGCAUGCAUCUGAAGAUGUUGAAGCCGCAGACUAG